Dovyalis caffra is the source of this 372-nucleotide messenger RNA. Lineage: Eukaryota; Viridiplantae; Streptophyta; Magnoliopsida; Malpighiales; Salicaceae. The record is from the annotation of a GenBank genome assembly.
AUGCAGCAAGCUGAUCAUAAUGGCCAUGGCAAAGUCGUUCUCAUGCGAGUUCUUGCUGCCACCUUGUUAGGUUUCACCAUUGCUGCUGCAGCUCACUGUUAUCGGAGAAAAUCAAGAGCUAAAAGAGACCAGCACAUCAUUCCACGCUUAGACAGGACAGAAUCUAGCGGUUUUGGAAACCUUGAAAGAUUCCCCCAUUAUGUUGCUAGGAAAAUGGGAUUUGCAGAUCCAAAUGAGUGUCCACAGCUAUGCAAAUUGGCUUAUGAUUAUCUGGAAAGAUCUGAAGGGUGUGAAAAUAACAUCUUUGACUAUUUUGCUAAUCUACCUGAGGCUGAAUCUUUAUUUGUGAAGUUGUUAGAAGAGUUUGAAUGA